AUGGCUGAUUCGUCGCGUCGUUUGUGCCCCGGGGGAUUUUAUCUUUCGACUACCAGCCUCAUAUUUUGCACUUGGUCCUUCCUUUACGUCCUCUGCCUCUACUACUAUCAUUACGCCAGCCAUCGAGAUCCCACCUCUUAUUUUUUCGACCCCUCUCGUGCCUACGAGCGGCGAUAUUCGUCCAUCAGAAUCGCGGAGGCAGAGGAGUUUUUACGAGAUACUGGUAGCAUCAAUAAACUAAUAAGACCGCAAAACUGGACCCCUACGAUAUGUCUUGGAAUAGCAACUGUCGCUCGUAGGGGAGAGCAAUAUACGGGCUUAACAGUGGCCUCUCUCCUGGCCGGUCUUAGCGAAACAGAGAGGAAGAGCAUUUAUCUGAACAUUCUCAUCGGUAACACAGAUCCGUCAAAACAUCCGAUUUACUCAGAGAAGUGGCUUGGCACGUUGCCAGACCGCUUGCUGACGUACAAAGAAGAUGAUCCCGAUUUUGAGCGUAUAAAAGACUGGGAGAAAGGUGGAUGUUAUCGAAACAAAACGAUUUACGACUAUACCCAUUUGUUGAAGGACUGUUACGACACUGGCGCGGAUUACGUGGCGAUGAUUGAAGAUGAUACUCUGGCGGUGAAGGGCUGGCUCCCGUCCGCUCUACAGGCUCUCGAAGUUGUGGAAGAACGGAACGUGAAUAAGAAAUGGAUAUAUAUGCGACUCUUUUAUGUCGAUGAGCUUCUUGGAUGGAAUUCAGAAGAGUGGCCGGCAUACCUGGCCUGGUCAUUCAUGGUCUGGGCUCUGCUUACGGGGACAAUGGUUGCCUCCAAAACAGUAUUCAGGACCAAACUGAAGACUAUUCCAACCAACGCUAUUUUGAUCACAUCCUGCAUUUUCAUUCCCGCUGCCAUUGCGCUCCAUUUUAUGGCGGGAAGACAGACAAUGUGGCCCAUAACCCGUGGCGUCCAUGAAAUGAACAAAUAUGGAUGCUGCUCGCAGGGCCUCGUCUUUCCUCGUUCCAUCAUACCUGAGUUCCUUGGGCAGACGGACCUGACGACCGAUUGGCUGGUAGACAUGAUGGUGGAGAAGAUAGCGGAUCGUGAGGGCUGGACGCGCUGGGCAGUGAUCCCGUCCUUACUGCAGCAUAUUGGAGCUACUAGUUCCAAAGGAUAUGGAUUCGAUGACUCGGCGAAGACUCUUUGGAAUUUUAGAUUCGAAGAAUAUCCCUAUUAG
Messenger RNA from Penicillium psychrosexuale, 1218 nucleotides. RefSeq lists its product as uncharacterized. The transcript has a single exon. The coding region runs from base 1 to 1218 and encodes 405 amino acids. Lineage: Eukaryota; Fungi; Ascomycota; Eurotiomycetes; Eurotiales; Aspergillaceae. Gene Ontology annotation, biological process: GPI anchor biosynthetic process. The record is from RefSeq and is a predicted model, not a curated record. Gene Ontology annotation, cellular component: Golgi membrane. Gene Ontology annotation, molecular function: glycosyltransferase activity.